Neltuma alba is the source of this 2446-nucleotide messenger RNA. Its product is annotated as pentatricopeptide repeat-containing protein At5g55740, chloroplastic-like. Gene Ontology annotation, molecular function: protein binding; RNA binding. Lineage: Eukaryota; Viridiplantae; Streptophyta; Magnoliopsida; Fabales; Fabaceae. Gene Ontology annotation, biological process: RNA modification. The record is from RefSeq and is a predicted model, not a curated record.
GCCCCACGAUUAUCUCGUCUGAAACCCCAAAAUACUUUGGACUUUCCUAAAGUCCCGACAAAACUUAUAAACCUCAAAGAUAAUGAUGGCAGAAAUCAUCAAGACUUGCACAAGUCGUACUUUGAUUAUAUGUCUUCAUUAUGCAAAGAUGGGAAAAUCCAGAAAGCUCUGGGCUUGCUCACUGAAAUGGAAUCCAGGAACCUCCAUGCUGGACCUGAUGUUUAUGGAGAAAUUCUCCAGGGAUGCGUAUACGAGCGGGCUCUUUUUCUGGGUAGGCAAAUUCAUGCUAAGAUUAUUAAAAAAGGCGACUUAUUUUCGAGGAACGAGUACAUUGAAACGAAAUUGGUGAUUUUUUAUGCAAAAUGUGAGGAACCGGAGGUGGCAAAUCGUCUAUUUCGUAGACUAGAGAAACAGAACGUGUUUUCCUGGGCUGCCAUGAUCGGUUUGCAGUCUCGAAGCGGUUUGUAUGUAGAAGCAUUGUUGAAUUACUGUGAAAUGCAAGAGAAUGGGGUUUUACCGGAUAAUUUUGUCGUCCCAAAUGCGUUAAAAGCUUGUGGUGCUCUGCAAUGGACUGGAACUGGGAAGGGAAUUCAUGGAAACGUCGUAAAGAUGAAGGAUUUUGAUCAAUGUGUAUUUGUCGCAAGUAGUCUCGUGGAUAUGUAUGGGAAAUUUGGGUUUUUGGAGGAUGCAAGGAAGGUGUUUGAUGCUAUGCCUGAGAAGAACGUGGUUGCUUGGAAUUCAAUGGUUUUGGGUUACGCCCAAAAUGGACAGAACGAGGAGGCAAUUAAACUCUUUCAUUCCAUGCGAAUGGAAGGUGUCGAACCGACUCAGGUCACUCUAUCAGGUUUACUUACUGCAUCUGCUAAUUUGGAGGCACUAGAAGAGGGAAGACAAGGGCAUGGUCUGGCAAUUAUAGGUGGAUUAGAGUUGGACAACAUUUUGGGUAGCUCCCUUAUUAACUUUUAUUCCAAGGUCGGAUUGACUGAAGAAGCUGAAAUGGUUUUUAGCAAAAUAAUCAUGAAAGACGAGGUGACAUGGAAUUUGCUCACAUCCACUUACGUGCACAAUGGGCAGGUUGAGAAGGCACUUUACACGUGCCAUCUGAUGAGAGAAGAAAACUUAAGGUUUGACGGUGUGACUCUAUCAUCUUUAUUGACUGUGGCUGCAGAUACAAGGAAUGUAGAACUUGGUAUGAUUGGGCAUGGUUAUUGCAUUAAAAACAACUUCGAAUCUGACUUGGUUGUCUCAAGUGGCAUAAUAGAUAUGUAUGCAAAAUGUGGGAAAAUGGAUUAUGCGAGGAGAGUGUUUAGCUCUACCACAAAAAGAGAUAUCGUAUUGUGGAAUACAAUGUUAGCUGCUUAUGCAGAGCUAGGACUGAGUGGUGAGGCCUUGAGAUUAUUCUAUCGGAUGCAAGUAGAGACCGUCACACCAAAUGUGAUAUCAUGGAAUUCUGUGAUCUUGGGUUUCUUUAGGAAUGGUCAGGUUACUGAAGCUCAAAAUAUGUUUUCAGAAAUGUACUCCCAGGGUGUUCAACCUAACUUGAUAACACGGACUACAAUGAUAUCUGGUCUGGCUCAGAAUGGUCGUAAUUAUGAAGCUAUUCUGGUUUUUAAGCAGAUGCAGGAUGCAGGAAUUGGAACAAACAGCAUUAGCAUAACUAGUGCACUCUCAGCCUGUACAAAUAUGACAUUGUUGAAAUAUGGAAGGGCAAUUCAUGGUUAUGUUCUGAGACAUUAUGUUUCUUUGUCUCUUCACAUCACGACCUCUAUAAUGGAGAUGUAUGCUAAAUGUGGAGCUAUAAAUACCGCAAAGAGUGUUUUCAACAUGUGUUCAAGAAAGGAAUUACCCGUCUACAAUGCAAUGAUCUCUGCUUAUGCAUUACAUGGUCAAGCUAUUGAAUCUCUUGCGCUUUUUAGACAAAUGGAGAAAGACCCUAUAGUGCCAGAUCACAUAACUUUUACCAGUGUCUUGUCAGCAUGCAGCCAUGCAGGAUUGGUGAAGGAAGGUCUGGAGCUUUUCAAAUAUAUGGUCUCUGAACUCCAUAUGAAGCCAAGUGCAGAACAUUAUGGUUGCUUAAUUAAACUUCUUUCCAGCCAUGGCCAGUUAGAUGAAGCUCUUAGGAUUAUUAUUACUAUGCCUAGCCAUCCCGAUGCGCAUAUAUUAGGAUCUCUACUUGUGGCUUGUGGACAAAACCAUGAGAUUGAACUUGCAGGUUAUAUAGCAAAAUGGUUAUUAAAAUUGGACCCGGGUAAUUCAGGUAUUAUGUGGCUCUUUCAAAUCUGUAUGCAACUGCAGGAAGAUGGGAUAAAGUGUCAAGUAUAAGGGGCCUAAUGAAAGAAAAGGGCCUGAGAAAAAUUCCAGGAUGUAGCUGGAUUGAAGUUGGACAAGAUCUUCAUGUAUUUGUUGCUGGUACUAGAUCACAUCCCCAGAUAGAAGAAAUUCACAC